UUUAAUUUUCAUUUUAAUGAAUAUUUUAGAAUAUAUAUUCAAAAAAUUUAUAAAGCCCAAUAAAAAAAUAAUAAGCACUGCAGUUAUAUUAGGAGGAUUUUAUUUAUUUUAGUAGCAUUUAAACUUAAAAAAAACAAAAUCUUAAAUCAUCCCUCAAAAAGAUUAAAAAAAAAAGAAUGAGGAAAACCAAAAUCCACCUAAUCAAAGCCAAACUUUAGAUUUAAUUUAUAAUGAAACUGUGAGAGCUAGGGAUGUACCUGAUGAGUACAAAUAAUUUGUUGGUGCUGAAUAAGAUAUAGAUUUUGUACUUUAAGAAUAUGGCAUGGGUAGAAAGGAAGUCAAAGAAUCAUUAUAAAAAUAUCUGAAAGGAAUGAGAAGAGCAAGAGGAGAUGGUAAUUGCUUUUAUACUUCAUUUUGUUUUUAAUAUUUAGGUUAUAUUUUAAAUAAAGCAUCAGUUCAAGAAUUUUAAGAUUUUAUUUCAAUGGUUGAUACUCUUCCAUUUUCAGUUAUUCAUAAUAAUAUAGAGUAUGAAUAAAAUGAUGAAAUGAAAUAAUCAUUUAAAUAAUAUUGUCAGAUAAUUAGAUCUAUUCAAGAAAAUAGAAAUUAAAAUUUUUUUGAUUUGUUUUCGGAUCCUCAAGGAUAAUUCUAUGGUUUAAGUAUUAUUUUUCUUAGAAAUCUGGCUUAUAAAUUUUGUGAAAAAGAUGAUGAAACAAAAAAUCUUUUCUUAGCUCUUGAACUAGAUUUGAAAUAAUAAAUUUUGACCUGGGAAUAUGAUUGUGAAAAUAAUGAAUCUGUUAUCAAAUUAUUGUCUAAUAGCUUAAAUAUGUAUAUAAUUUAUAUGUAAUUUAGUGAUAUAAUCCUAUUUUUUAUAGACGAAGAUAAUAAAAAACUAGAUGUUUAAUAAUAUAAAAAUGAAAAUCAAAAGGCCUUAUUGGAAAUGUAUUUCAUUUUUAGACCAGGGCAUUAUAAUAUUGCUCUAAAAAAUCAAUGA
Molecule: messenger RNA, 991 nt
Organism: Paramecium sonneborni
Lineage: Eukaryota; Ciliophora; Oligohymenophorea; Peniculida; Parameciidae
Source: the annotation of a GenBank genome assembly